GCCUCUCGGUUGCCCCAGCACACGGCAGCCUCAUGGGCAUUUACAACGGGGAGGAGUUCGUGUUCGAGGAGAGCAGCUGGUACAUCGGCAACCUUCUCAAGCUCCUCUGGCGCUACGGGCUCAACCCCCUGCGGAUGUACAUGUGGGUGGAGGACAUCCUGGACAAGUUCAUGCGGAUCUAUCGCUACCAGACGUACGACUACGCCUUCAGCAGCAACGAGCGCCUGCUCCACGCCCUGGGAGGGAACGACUUCACCCGCAUGCUGAACCAAACCAUCGACGAAGCCAUGCAGAACGCCGGCUUCUCCUACAAGUUCAUCAACGAGAUGGUUUGUCCGGCCAUGAGAGUUAAUUACGGGCAAGGUGUCAACAUCAACAGCUUUGUGGGUGCGGUUUCUCUGGCAGGGGUGGAAUCAGGCCUUUGGUCAGUAAAAGGGGGGAACAAACUGGUCUGCACUGGUCUUCUCUACGCCUCCAAAGCUGAGGUUAUCCCUGGGACGGUUUUGUCUAUUGAGCCAAAAACCAGACCCAGACGCACAGGGGAUCCGGUGAAGCUCUACCACGUCACGUACAACACUACGGUGGGACCAACGGGGGACACGUACGACAUCGUUGUCAUCGCCGCUCCGCUCAGCCGCAAAAUGGCCAACAUCACCUUCAAAAACUUCGACCCUCCCGUCCCAGAUUUCCCAAAUCCUUACCACCAGACCGUCACGACAUUGGUGCACGGCCGCUUAAACGCUUCUUUCUUUGGCUACCGGGAUCCGUCCGCCUUUCAUUUCGGUGCCAUUUUCACGACGGAAAAUCCCAAACUGUUCAUCAACAGCCUGGGGGUGGUGUCUCCCGUGGAAAAUGUUGGCACCGAAGGAAAGCUACCCUUGCAAUCGGCCGUCUGGAAGGUUUUUUCGAAGGAGGUUCUCACCAAAGAGCAGCUUAACUUGCUUUUCUCCUCUUACGACUCCAUCAAAGUGAAGAAAUGGUUGGCGUACCCCCACUACAGCCCCCCGGAAAAAUGUCCUCCCAUCAUCCUCCACGACAACAUCUACUACCUGAACGGCAUCGAGCGAGCCGCCAGCGCCAUGGAGAUGAGCGCCAUCGCCGCCAAAAACGCCGCCCUGCUCGCCUACCACCGCUGGUACGGGAACACCGACAGGAUCGACCAGGAGGAUUUGCACGAGAAGCUGAAAACGGAGCUUUGA
This is a messenger RNA of Pterocles gutturalis (yellow-throated sandgrouse), 1199 nucleotides long. RefSeq names its product prenylcysteine oxidase-like. The transcript is spliced from 4 exons. Gene Ontology annotation, molecular function: prenylcysteine oxidase activity. The record is from RefSeq and is a predicted model, not a curated record. NCBI's taxonomy places the organism in Eukaryota, Metazoa, Chordata, Aves, Pterocliformes, Pteroclidae. The annotation marks the transcript as partial. Gene Ontology annotation, biological process: prenylated protein catabolic process; prenylcysteine catabolic process.